Molecule: messenger RNA, 3701 nt
Organism: Corythoichthys intestinalis (scribbled pipefish)
Lineage: Eukaryota; Metazoa; Chordata; Actinopteri; Syngnathiformes; Syngnathidae
Product: BICD family-like cargo adapter 1
Exons: 9
Coding region: 112-1611 (499 amino acids)
Biological process (GO): vesicle transport along microtubule; Golgi to secretory granule transport
Source: RefSeq, a predicted model, not a curated record
CCCACAUAUGUACUGUUGUGCACCACAGUCAGGUGCCAUGGUGCACGCUUUGUGUAUGCCUUCGCGUAACUGCGUCUACAUACAAUACUUUGGAGUACGCGAUAAGGAGUCAUGAAUCGACCAUACGAAUGGGGUUUCUCAGCCAAGCAAAUGGGCCAGUACAAGGACCUCUUCAUAGACUACGGAGAGGAGGAAAUAGUCGAUUACCAAGACCCCGGUCAACUUGUGGCCGCCUUGAAACAAAAGGAGGAAGAGGUUAUUUUGGCAGCCCAGCUGGGGAACGCGUUGCUUCUGGAAAACCGUCAACUCAAAGAACAGAGCGACAAAAUCCACGAGAAGUACGCACAUAAGAUAGAGGAGCUGGAACAGAGCAAUCACAAGCUACGCUUAAAGCUGGAAAACUGCCAGUCUCAGUGGGAGAGUCAGGUGGGCUACCUGGAGAGGGAUGCAAGAGAGUUGAGUGCUCAGGUGCAGCAGCUCACCCAGGCCCUCUGCCUGGCUGAAAGGGACAAGACACAAGCUCAGAUGGAUUACAGUGAGAACACACAGCAACUGAAGGAAAAGCUCAACACAGCAAAGGAGGUGGAGAGGGUCAUGUCCUGUGAGCUGCAGACACUUAAACAAGAUGUGAAAAAAAACUCAAUCCUCACAAGGGCUCAGGAUGAAGAGAUGAUCAGUUCAAUGAGAGAGCAGGUGUUGCGCCUCACCCAAAGGGAACAGGCUUUGGAAGAGCGUUUGGAGAGCGUUUGUCAGGAGAAUGCUGAGCUGAGAGCCAAUUUAGCCUCUUUGAACGCACGCCUGGCUUUGCAUGACCAACUCCAACAGCAGCACAGCCAGCAGCUCACUGAAGCGUUACAGGAACUGGAGGUGGCUCGGUGCCGCUCACAGCAGCUUCAAGCACAAGUGGAGGAGCUGGAAGAACAGGUGUCCCUACAAGAAUACAAAAACGUUGGAGAUGUGUCCCUGCUCUCCGAGUUAGACAUGGCUGACCUAGGAGUCAGUAAAGAAGAGCUAACAGAAGAAAUGGGGGUGAUCCUUCAGUUGCUGCAGCCACUAGCUGAAAAAACUUCAACACAUUGUGAGGAUAAAGAUCAGGAGAACCUAAAGGACAUUCUUCACCAACUAAAGACUGUGGCCCAAACUCUCACACAGACCUCUGGCACACAGAAGUUGCAGCUGCAGCAGGAGAAUGCGGCAAUGAGGCAGAAGCUGCAGAGGGUCAAGGAGCAGGCAGAAGUCGCCCAACAGGCCAUCAGGGACCGAGAUGAAGCCAUUGCCAAGAAAAACCUGAUGGAAGCUGAAUUGGUCCGGAGUAAAAACGAAAUGAUGUCUCUGAACAAUCAGUUGUUAGACGCAAUUCAAAGGAAACUGGAGCUUUCACAGGAAUUGGAGGCAUGGCAGGACGACAUACAGAUUGUCAUCAACCAACAGCUGAAGUCGCAGCAGCAAUCGGAGCAGCCUCAAAAGAAAAUCACCUCCCAAGGAAUGUCAUUCUUCCGCAAGUCCAACCGGGCCACUUUUCCUUGGAAUGUAGACAACAAUCAGGACAAGGCCCAGUCUCCUUGGCGGGAAUGGUUAAGAAGAGGCAAAGGGGCAUCAUGCAACAAGUGAACUGCGGGGCUUCCAGUUACUUAGUGACUGCUCACGAAAACCAUUUGGAAAGUUAUGGAGGAAUGAUGGAGACUUGACAAACAAAAGCUGCCACACAUACGCUUGUGAUAGAAUGACCAACAGAGCACACUUUAAUUUUGAGGCUUUCUUUACUGUGAUCAACCCUGGAACAAGUUUUUUUUCCUUUUCUCCACACAAGGGUUUUUGUUUAAGUUGUAAAUAUUGUUUAAAUAUUCUGAAGUAUUGGUUAUUUUGUUUAUAUUGUGGUAAUUUUGUAAACUUCUGUGUUGAGACGUUAUAUGAUGUUUUUCACAAAAUUAGCUGGGUUUGGCUGUUAAGAAUUGUUAAUGUUAAAAAAAAGAGGGUCAGAGAAUUAUUAUUAUUAGAAAAAAAAGAGGGCCAGUGAAUAAGGACUGAACAUAUUGUACUAUACAGUACAGAUGCAAAUGUUAGUACUUUUCAAAUAUUUCCAGAAAAGAAUACUGAAAAAACCCUCAUAUUUGUAUCAAUUGCAUUUGGGUUUGUAUAAAAAUAUAUGACAUUCACCAUGUCAAUCUUUCUGUUUACUAAUGACCAUUCCAUGUGACGACCAUUUUGAGGAUUUGUAAUUGUCAUAAAACAGUAUAACCAAAAAAAACUUUUUAGUGUUUUUGGUAAUUGUGGCAAGAGUAAUCAUUAUAAUUAUUACAAUUAUUGUUGAAGUUCUCAGUCUGUCAGAUGUCUCAGAUGUGCGCAUAUCCUCUAGGGGGCGUAUUUACUUUGCAUACAGUAUAUGGUAGCGGUGCCGUAGUGCAUUCAACUAUAAUGUACAGUAUUAUCUCUGCAUUCCUGGUUUGUGCCAAUAACAGAUCAGCAUCUGAUCUGAAGACAGUUACUAGCUAGACGUUUGAAUUUAUACAUAAGUUUGUUCUCAAAAUGGAUCUUUUUUUUUUUUUUUUUUUUUUUUUUAAUACAAUAUUUGUGUCUCUGGACUGACUGCCCCACCCAUCAAAAAUAAAAUUACUUUCCUCACAUCUUUGUGACCUGCUAAAGAAAAUGACUUUGCAUAAACCAUCUGUUCAUAUUUUGGCCCAACAACAGAUUUCACACGGUGGGUUGAUGUGCAGUAAGUGCUAAGGUUUUUUUGUUUUGUGUCGGGGGGCUGGUAAGAUUGGAGGUAAUGGAGACAACAAUUCUGAGGGUCUAUGACUGACAGACUUACAUCUCGUGAAAAAGGUUAACUCAGUCUGUGGGCACUUUAUGCGCCUCCAUGAUCUUUGUAAAUACCCCAUUAUAAUUACCUCAAUGAUUUCACUCUUUUGUAUCAGAAACCGUGACACUUCACUUAGUCUGGCAAUUAGAAUCCUUUUAUUUACAUUACAUAAUCAUGUCUUUUCACAAGUCAAGAUAUAUAAUUAAGUGCAUAGUCAUGAAGUGAGCAUGAGCAGUAUGAUUACAGAGAGACAAUUGACAUUCAGAGGAACAUGAAUCCAGGAUAUCUGGGGUUGCAGGUGUGUGUUAUACAUUAGAUGAAUACUCAGUUGACAGUACACAAUAGUUGGAAGUAAAAUGCAUACAAUUGCCGCAACACUUUUGAACUGUACAUUUUGUGUUUAUAUAUGACAUGAGCAUUAUUUGAUAAAACAUUUCGGUUUGUUGUAAAGUAAGGAUGUACUGCAUUGCUUUUUUCGUCCUCCAUCCUAACUGUUAAGAUUCCUGUUGAAGUGCAUUGAUCAGAGAUUUGAGCUUUAGAUUUGAGUGGAAUGUGGGAGCGAACUCGGCAGUGUGGUCAGUGUUGAUUACUAUAGAUACGUAAUCUAUAGUGUUAAAAAUCACUAGUAAUUAUAGUGAUAAUUGCAGUUCAUUUGAUAAAUGUUUAAAAGGUACCAGUGUCAUAUUUGGGCAGACAUGGGACUCCUGGACUGGCAGUACGAGUUCCAGCUGCUGUGGCAGUUUAAACAAUUUACGGUAAGAAAACAUAGUGGUCAAUCCCCAUCUUAAUUCUUUUGCCUGAAUACAGUACGUUCACUAUUCAAUGGCAGCGUUUCUUCCCAUAUAUAGCUGUCAAUUUGAAGUAAUUUCAUUCACGUCUUUGUGGUCCGGUCCCCACA